Molecule: messenger RNA, 1923 nt
Organism: Dermochelys coriacea (leatherback sea turtle)
Lineage: Eukaryota; Metazoa; Chordata; Testudines; Dermochelyidae
Gene: TMED6
Product: transmembrane p24 trafficking protein 6
Exons: 4
Coding region: 444-1217 (257 amino acids)
Biological process (GO): intracellular protein transport; endoplasmic reticulum to Golgi vesicle-mediated transport; Golgi organization
Cellular component (GO): endoplasmic reticulum-Golgi intermediate compartment; endoplasmic reticulum; COPII-coated ER to Golgi transport vesicle
Source: RefSeq, a predicted model, not a curated record
UCCCUGGGUCUUCUCUGGCAUAUUGUUGCUCUGUGAUCAGUGUCUAUAGUUCUUGUACCAAAUAAAGUUUCUAGGAAUGUUUUAACACACAAAUUACUAUAAUCAAGUCCUUCAGAUCAUGGUGUAGGCUGUAGACAGAAGUCUGAGCGCAGGGCACCCAGCCUGCUCCCAGAACAAGCAGUUCCCCAGGAAGGACCAUUUGUGCCUAGUGACAUUUCUGCAAAGCGGACUUCAGGGUUUUACAAAAUGUUUCAGACUGUUAAGCUCUAAUGAGGACAAACAGCACAGCUGCCUAUGCAGGCCUGGUAAUUGCAGUGAGAUUACCUUGAGGAGUUGAACUCCUUCCAAGUGCCCCUGAUGUUUGGAUAAGUGCAGCUGUGUUUGGCAAAAGCAGGGGAGUGAGGAGUGAAGUUAAUGAUUAUCCCCCUUGAAUCCUGGGACCCAUGCUCCUGCUCUGCCCCAGCCACAAGGCAGCCUCACAAGGCAGCAUGGUCUUGCUCUUUCCUUUGGCUAUGACUGUGGGGCUGCUUAGUCUGACAGGCCCUGCCAGGAGCCCAAAGACUGAGCCCCUGAGUGGCUCCAGUGAGCAGCCUCUCUUCCGUGGAGCUGAUCGCUAUGACUUCGCCAUUGUUGUCCCUGCGGGUGGCACCGAGUGCUUCUGGCAGUUUGCACAUCAGAGUGGCUACUUCUACUUCAGCUAUGAGGUACAACAAACUUCAGGAAUUGGACAUGACAGACACAUCUUGGCCACUGCAAACGAUCCCAACGGCCUCCAAAUGGGCACUUCCCAGGAUGUACGAGGACAGAUGAACUUCCCAACCAAAGAGACAGGCUUUUACCAGCUGUGCUUGAGCAAUCGGCUCAACCAUUUUGGUUUCGUGCAGGUUUAUCUCAGCUUCGGUGUGUUCUAUGAAGGCUUUGACCUGCAAAACAUGCCAGAUGUGGAAAGGAAGAAAAUUAAUGACACACUGGAGGCAAUUGAGGAGAGCACCCGCAAGCUGCAGGCCCAUAUUUUCCACAUGUGGCGCUUUUAUAACUUUGCCCGGAUGAGGAAAGCAGCUGACUAUUUCAUCCUUCAGUCCAACUAUAACUAUGUGAACUGGUGGUCACUGGCUCAGAGCCUCGUCAUUGUCCUCUCGGGAGUCCUGCAGCUGUAUUUCCUGAAGCGGCUCUUCAAUGUGCAGCCCACUACUGCUACCAACAAAUCGAGGUGCUAAGGCCCUGAGCUUACACCACUGCUGGACCCAUGCAGCAGGAAGGACCAAAGGACAGGCCCGUAACAGUGCAGAGCACACUGAACUCCAUCUCAUCCUUUCUUCCCCUGCCUCCAUGGAUGUAUGGGAGAUCCUACCUGUAGUAGGAGCUGGGCUGUGGGAUUUUUCAGGUACAGAAUUCCCUUCAGUGCCCUAGCAUCCAGCUGGCUCUUUACCUUCCUUUGUUCUCUACUGUGCCUCUAGCACAAGACCCAUUUUUGGGGGAGGGAGAAGGGAUGGUUCACUGCAUACAAGGUGGGUGGGGCUAGUUUAGGUUAAUCUACCCAAUGGUCUAAUAGUGAAAUGGCUUGAAAAGCUGUUCACAUAUUAUAAAUAAAAGAAACAGUUCACACGGUGAAAGUACUGUCCUGUCUGAAGCCACCAUCCUCCAGGAACCAGGGCUGGUGGUACUGCCACAGGAAUUAGAUACCUGCUCUCUACGAUGGAAGCCACUGCUACAGCACUCACCUACACUGCUUCUGAUUAGCCCUGGGUGUGUGGUUAUGUGGUCCUCAAGUGGCACAACCCUGGUAGCUCCCCCUCCCCUGUCUUUGUUGGGGAACAAGGCAAAAAUGACCCUGGGGGAGGGGAGGAAUCACUUUGUUCCUGUUGAUUGAAACAGCUGUGUUCACCUCAGUCUCCUGUGACACAGAAUUUCCAGGAGCCCUAA